AUGCUGAGACCUGGUGCCGGAAUGGAUGUGCAACCAACUCCACCUCGUAAGCGUAACGAUAGGCCGAAUGGAUCUUCUCGAAAGCAAAAGAGACGUAGAUUGGAAAAAUCACUGGUGGACCUGGAAACCACUUAUGUGGAUGAUUGGAAGUUGAACAUGGGCGCCUCUCUUGCUGAUCGCCUAGAAACAAUCGCUUCUGAAAAGAAAUUGACAAUUCUUCAAGUAAAACGAUUGCUUAAGGAUGUUUUAACGAAUCCCGCUGUUGUAAAUGCGUUCAGACAAUACAUGAGUGGGCAACUUACUUUAUUGGAGCCGGAGACAGGUGCGGCUUCUACGUCCACACGAAGACAUGCCCAAUUUCUUGGCUUUGACCUUUCUGCCUUCGGCCCCCGGUCCAAUAUAAUGGAUAUUUUGUCCCGAAGAUCAGUUACUAGAUCUCUAGCUAGAAAACUGAAGGCUGAAGCGGCUCAAACUAAUUCCACUUUGCCCCAUGAAAAGGGUAACCACAGCAAAUCGUCAUUGGAAGGUGAUUUCUUACAGCAGAAGCCUAACACACUGCUUGAUAUGGACUUUUCUGAUGGGGAUGAUGAAGUGGAAUGUGAAGGAGAUAUGACAAAUACGGAAAAAGUAGUGGAGACAACUGCCGCAGAAGUUGUUCCAACGCCCAUCGACAAUGGCAUAGGUCGUCAGCGGGACGAGGACUAUCAUCCAACUGCGGACGAUAUUAGUCUCAUGCAACGCGAUCUCUAUUACGAUCUUGAGGAUACAGAAGCGAAAUCUGUCUCAAGCAGUGCACUCGAAGAAGAAGAGGAGGGCGAAGCAGAUAGUCCCACGACGAGUUUAUGCACCGUCGAACCCUUCGACACACCUCAUCGGGAUUACUUCCUGCGUUCGCGAAAAGGUGAUGAUGCCUCCAUGCAGGACUGUCUCGGUGGGCUGACGCCCAAUGUACUAAGUAUGCUCGACGAGGACGAGCCCAAUAUGGGUGCUGAAAUGGAUGCGCUGAAAUUCGCUAAAGCCAUAUCUUCACCCAACGCUAGUGUUGAAAAUGAUCCAGAGGACCAAAUCUAUACCAGUUUUCUAAGGUCUCUCUUCGAGUCGUCCCCGCAGGAAACCAGCGCUUUAUCUCCUGGAGUAGAACCCCAACCACUCGACCCCAUGUUGAACCCAGAUGCCGCGCAUUGUAUUUCGGAAACAUCGAAUGCGCCGAUGGGCCCGAACUACUCCACCGCGAAUGAGAGCAGAACAGGUGCGGACGAAUGUGACGAUCCUGACUUCGAUGUCAUGGCUGAAUUGGAGUCCAUUUGCUAUGACGAUCUCUUCGACGAGUUGAGAUCCGAUCGUGCUGUCCGUAUCUCAAAAAUGGAAGCAAAGGAGCUACGGCGAGACUUGGUGGAUCUGCUAAGCGAUGAUAUCUUCUUCGGAGAAGAUUUUUCCACAUUUGCUAAGGCUCCCACAUCAACAAAAUCAUCUGCUGCACAACACAAAACUUCCAGCGGCAAAACUGCUGAUGUGUCCUCAUACCCUCCUCUCCCACCACCUCCUUUUGAUUAUAAUACAAAUGAACGCCUUCGACGUCAAAUUUCUAUGCACGUGCAACUCCUCUGUUCCACCCUGACCUGCUGCAUCCACCGUAUAGAUUUGGAGAAGUCAGUGUGCAACGUCGUGAGAGAGGCCUUUACCGACUUUCGCGGUGCCUUUCGGACAGUCAAAGAGGAUCCAUACACAUACGUGACAGGCCUCUCAGAUCUCAACGAUCUUUUCUCCUCCGCAUCCGCUUUCAUGACUGAGUUUGCCGGUCUCACUGUCCUCCCACUACCACCACCCGUUCCCCCUGCCUCCGCCUCGAACCCUCCUCUCCUACCCCUUCCCUUCAACCUUCUUGACUUUGUUGCUCGCAGUUCCAUUUGGGCCUACCCGCACUUCCUUCCCCGUGGUCUUGCCUCUAGACCGCACACUCUCUCCAAAAGACUUUUCAGCAAAGACGAGGAUAACCUUAUUGUUCUUGGUCUGGCCAACCUAAUUGAGUUUGCUCCACAUCGAUUCAACCUCUUCGCGGAGGGUCUUAACCGUCGCAACAGACCCACGGUAGACAACUCUACCGCUGCCGCAGCUAAGCGUGCCAUGGUGUUCGACUUCAUUACUAAAACUCUCAUCCCUACCAAGACUAGUCUGCAGCUGCACAAUCGCAAACUCUACAUGGAGAAGAUGAUUCAACGAGACUGGCUCAAUGUACGACGGAAUGCCAAGUCAUCUCUCUAUCUCCUCAUCCUCGAUCUCAUUUCGGGGGAUUUUGAGGGAUUGCAGGCACAACGUGACCUCCUCCGCGCCUGCGUCACCAGCUUCGCGCACCGCACACGCGCCGCUUCUGUCGGUGGUGGCGUGUUGCAGCGAGGCAGCGUUUUCUCACGGCCUGGCUGCUGGUCACUCCUACCACCCGAAUACGUGCAUUGCUGCCGCACGCUGCAGGCGCAGGUCGAGGCGGGCGCAACAGGCACUCCGCAGCCCUCGGUGGAAACCCUGCUCCCUGUGUUCACCGAGGGCGCACCCCAAAAUGUGGAGUUUUUCUUAUCGGCACUGCUCACCUGGUGGCCUCCUAGUGAUGCUGAUGAGAUGGGGAAGCGGGAAGAAGAGAUAGCUGAAGUCAAUGCCUUCCCUGCUCCUCCACCACCGGUAGGCGUGCCAUCAGCUAAUAUGAUCAUUUUACUGCCUACUUUGGUUCAACCCGUCGUUCCCAUCACUUCCACAAACCCGUCCUCAUGUCACCUUCCUCUUCCUGUCACAACUAGCAUAUCAACGAGUCCAGGGCCUCUACGACCUCCAGCAAUGCCUUCUGUACCACCCAAACACUCUCUUCCUAGUUCACUAGCUCACCCGAUCCCACGCAAGCCUCCUCUUGCACUCCCCCCCAAAACGUCUCGCCCUAACCAGACUCAAGACUCCCAAACAACGCCACCACCACCCAGCAGCAAUGGCAGUAGUACCCGCAAUCAGUUCCUGCCCCAAGUGAGCAAAAUAAUUCACUCUUUCCAUGCAGUCCUUGAUCGUGUACUGCGCGGUCUGACCUCACAAACGCAAUCUCGAUCCUCCACCUCUGCUGCACUCACGGCUCGUUUCCUCCGACACUGUCGUCGUGGCACACCUGGCUGGCUGCCCAACGUUACUACGGCUGUUAAGGAAGCGGACGAAUCAGACGUCCGACGGGCACGCUGCCUCCUUGACCGCUGCCGCCUCCACCUCGGUCGCCAGACACAUGCAGAGGUUGUCCGUUCUCUAACCGAACAUCAGCCCAUUAUUCCUCUUGAGCGCCUUCUUUACCUCCUCUCUCCCUCGCGCCCUCUGUGGGAGGAGUUCGUAGCACUCUGUUUAACCCCCGGGCAGGCCCGAUCCCUCCAUAUCUACCCGAUCUAUGCGCAUUUACAACGUGUGGGAGAAAUUCAUUCCCUUCUUCACGCCUCUCUUCCCCGUGCCAAACGACUCUGGUCGCGUUUGAAGAAGCUGGCAGAUGCUCGAGAAUCCGAAGAGUUGAGAAUUCCUGCGAUUGAGGGUGCGCCUCACCUCUCCGAAUCUUCCCGCAGUGGCGGCGGUCGUAAGCGAUCGAAGAAACGGCGACGACGACAGCAAGACUUGCGGAAUGGAGAUGAGGAUGAUGAAGACGGAGAGAGGCAGAAGCCAUCAAGAGAUGUUUACAAAUCAGCCUGGUCGCUGCUUGAGACCGCUUUGAAAGACCGGCACGCCUUGCAUGCUCAGACGGCUAUCUCACUGGACCCCUUUCAGAGGCCCUAUUCUAACUUUUCUCAAACCUUUGAGGUGGUUGAAACACUGGCUCGGAAGCCUUUAACAUCACUAGAGCAUGCUCCAAGCCUCCAGCAAGUUUCUACGCCUCCGAAGCCACUGCCAAGGCUGGUGGACGUGUUCGCUCACCGAUCCAAUCCUACGUUGGAUGGUGCAUUUGUGGAGAGUCUGCAGUGGGAAGUGUCCACCGAGCUUUCAUCUAGCGCCUCCGCAACGGCCAAAUCAAAGUUAGCGAACCGGUGUCCAUGUUCUUGCCAUGACAAGAGGAAGUGGGGCGCCUUAACUCCACAGACGCCCUCACAGUCGCACCAAUCGGGUCUUCUGACCCCUUCUGGGAACAAGUCCUCUGCCAAGGCGGAUAGUCUGGGACUCCGACACUGCAUCAAAUGCAGUCUUAGGGUUCACCAGGGCGUGGUUUACGUUGAUGAAUGUAAUUUCCACCUGGCUCACGUCCAAAUCACCUGGCCGGAGGGUUUCAGUCCUCCCAUGACCUCUCAGGCUGCUUGCAUCUACCCUCUUCCUCCACCCUCGUCUACACCUCCUCCCCCACCUCCUCCUCCUCUUGCCAUCGCAACCCAACUUAACACACAGCAGGCACUUCAUGCCUUGGAAGCCUACCAAAAAUCCAACUCUAAUGGCAACGCUCCCAGGGUACCCGAUUUGGCUCGGCGUCAGGUCUCUGUGGAUUUUGGCGAACUGGUUUUACCUGCUUCAAGGAAGCCCCUCGAUCUGCCCGAUAGUCCAGCUGUCCUCUCUCCCAUGACCGAGGAGUGUGUUAAGACUCUUGCCUCGGGUGGCAUGGCCUACUCCUCUUCCUCACCCAUUUACCCACCCUCCAUCUUCCAAAUACCCCCCGUUGAAGUUGACGAUGAGGCCUGUUUCAACACUGAGGCAUUCAAGCAGCGUAACAGUGAGAAGGAAAUCUCAACGGCGACGGCCAUCACCACCCCUCCCACUGGCAGCGCUGGUCAGUCUUCUGCGUGGUCCAUGGCGGAGGACCGUCGACUUCUCGAGUACUUCCGUGAUGUUGGUCGGUGUUCGUCUCGACUCUUCCGCAAACUGGCCGCUCAAUGGCCUGAGCGGUCGAUGGAGGAGAUGAUGGCACGGUUUAAGUACCUCAUGCUGGUCGCCUAUGGCGAGGACUAUAAUAUGGACUUGAUCGGCAGCGAUGAAGACUACGAGGGCGGUGAUGGCAGUGGUGGCUGUGAAAGUAGUUGCGAAGGCAGUGGCAGCCCCAUUGACUCGGACCGCGACAUGGAGGAAGAGGAGGAGGAGGAUUAG
Messenger RNA from Echinococcus granulosus, 5076 nucleotides. RefSeq lists its product as hypothetical. The record is from RefSeq and is a predicted model, not a curated record. The transcript has 10 exons. The coding region runs from base 1 to 5076 and encodes 1691 amino acids. NCBI's taxonomy places the organism in Eukaryota, Metazoa, Platyhelminthes, Cestoda, Cyclophyllidea, Taeniidae.